GUGAAUUGAUUUACAACAGGAUGGAUAGUGAUGGAUGUAGGUUUUACGCCGUCUGUAGUCUAGCCUGUACUGUUGAACGCCACAGUUUACCUUGUCAUGUAACUACUCCUGUAGCCACUACUUCCUCUGAAUGGUCUACUGUAACCACAUCAGUUCCUCUGCCUACAAGUUCUGAAAUACCACAUGCUUAUGGUUGUGUUUCUGCUACUUACCCUCCACUUCGGCCUGGAGAAAGUUACAAAUUAUCCAACUGUACUGAAGUUGUCUGUAAGGGAGACAACAAUAUAGAAGUAGUACCAACGUACUGCCCACCUGUAAAGGAAAUUACCUGUGCAAACAAAUAUCCUGCAAUACUGGUACCGGAUGAAAAUGGCUGCUGUUACCGAUAUGAGUGUCAAUGUGUGUGCAGUGGAUGGGGUGAUCCUCAUUACAUUACUUUUGAUGGAACCUACUAUACUUUCCUUGAAAACUGCACUUACGUCCUGGUGAAACAGAUUGUCCCUAAAUAUGACAACUUCCGUGUUUACAUUGACAAUUACUACUGUGACGCAAAAGAUGGACUCUCCUGCCCUAAAUCCAUUAUGAUUUUCUACAAAUCUGCAGAAGUGGUGCUGACUCGUAAACUCCUGAAUGGUGUGAUGACCAAUGUGAUGUACUUCAACAACAAGAUUGUCAAACCAGGCUUCAAACAGGAUGGCAUUUCUUUCUCCACACUUGGCAUCAAUAUGAUCGUUGAAAUAGAAGAGAUUGGUGCGACCAUCACCUUUAGUGGGCUGAUUUUCUCUGUGAAGCUCCCAUACAGCAAAUUUGGCAACAACACCGAAGGACAGUGUGGAACAUGUACAAACAAUAAAGCAGAUGAAUGCCGCUUACCAAAUGGCCAGAUCAUUUCUUCCUGUCCCCAGAUGGCUCAUCACUGGAUCGUUGACUACAAUGAGACAUGCCAUGGAAUACCACCACCAACAGUUAUAACCACACCUAAACCAAAGCCUCAGUGUGAAACACCUCCUCUCUGCAAGCUUAUCUUGAGCGAGAUUUUUGCAGAAUGUCAUACCGUGAUACCACCAGAACCAUUUUUCAAAGGCUGCGUUUUCGAUGGGUGUCGCAUAGACGAUGAAUCCAUGCAGUGUUCCAGUUUGGAGAUAUAUGCUACAGAAUGUGCUGCAAGAGGUGUCUGCAUCGACUGGAGAGGAAAGACCAACAGUACAUGCUCUUGCAGGGAACCAAAUGGAGUAUCCAGAUGGCCAGGAGAAAAAUGGACAAACAAUUGCCGGGAGUGUGUCUGUGACAAAAAUACUCUUAAGGUGCACUGUACGAAACAUCAGUGUCCCUGGGGACAGCAAGUAUUUUGUGAUGAACCAGGUUACAUGCCUGUUGAGAUACAGAUACCAGAAGAUCCAUGCUGUACUAGGACUGAGUGCUACUGCAACACCAGUCUCUGCCCUGAGGUCACACCCCAGUGCUUAGAGGGACAGGAAGUAGUCACAACAAUGCAGCCUGGAAAAUGCUGUCCUACCUUUGAAUGCAAACGUGGCUGUGUAGUCAAUGAAACCUACUAUGCACCUGGAGCUGUCAUUCCAUCAGGCCCCUGUGAAGAAUGUACCUGUUCUGAAUCCUUUUACACAAAGCCUCACCGUGUUACUGUCAAGUGCGAGCCUGUUAUCUGUGACACAUACUGCCCACUGGAAGGAGAAUACUGGAACCCACCUGGUGAUAACUGUACAAUUUACACAUGUGAAAAACAUGCUAACCAGUUCAUUCAAGUCGUCUUACAGAAAAACUGUCCUCACUUCAACCCUGAUCAGUGUGAUCCAGAUGACGUCAAGAUGUCUGACGAUGGCUGCUGUCUAGAGUGCAAGAAACCAAAGG
Acanthisitta chloris (rifleman) is the source of this 1869-nucleotide messenger RNA. Its product is annotated as mucin-5AC-like. NCBI's taxonomy places the organism in Eukaryota, Metazoa, Chordata, Aves, Passeriformes, Acanthisittidae. The record is from RefSeq and is a predicted model, not a curated record. Gene Ontology annotation, molecular function: protein binding. The annotation marks the transcript as partial. Gene Ontology annotation, cellular component: extracellular matrix. The transcript has 13 exons.